This is a messenger RNA of Vitis vinifera (wine grape), 1083 nucleotides long. RefSeq lists its product as uncharacterized. The coding region runs from base 130 to 444 and encodes 104 amino acids. Lineage: Eukaryota; Viridiplantae; Streptophyta; Magnoliopsida; Vitales; Vitaceae. The transcript is spliced from 2 exons. The record is from RefSeq and is a predicted model, not a curated record.
AACAUAGCGUUAGGGAUUUUCUUAAAUUCGAGAGAAUGUAAUGUGCACUGACUCGCGUUUUCCUGGUCACCUAGAGGAAACACAUUGAUACUGUUUGUUUUCUUUCUUUCCCAUUUCGUUUUUCCAUUUAUGACUUUGCCGUUGACAGGGUGUUACGGCCUGGGUUUGAACUGGUGGCAGAGUAGUUAUGGAGGCCCAAGAGCUCUCCAUUUCCUUGGAAUGCUUCGUUUUGCCUUGUCCACCUCUCUCUCUCUCUCCCCCAAUCAGCAACUCCAAAACGACGCCGUCUUCUACCGGAGCAGGAAAGAAGCUGAUAGGAAACUCCCUCUUGAUAAGCCACUUGCUGCCCCCCUGGAAGAUUAUUGGAAGGAUUCCUUGCUCGCCCUGGAACUUCCUCAGCUACCCAUUUUGUCCCUCCAGGUAUCCUUCACUCUCAUAUACUGAUCAAGGGCAUUUUAAUAAUUAUGUGGUGUUAGUUAAUGUGGGAGGAGAUGAUGAGAGACCCAUGUGAAAAAAUGGCCAAGAACAUGCAGAAUCCGUGUAAAACACUCGGUGUCAGGUUUGGGAAGCUGUCCAGUUAUGGGGUCCUUUCUUGAUGUUAUGGGUCUAAAACUUGGGUACCCCUCCCGGGCCAGGUUGUGUGGUCCACAUAGAAGGGCACGAGCAGGUAUGAUCUAGGGUUGUGCACGUGGUUGUCCUAUCCCAGCUGUAGGAUGCUUCUGUCUUUACAGGCUUGAGCCAUUCCUUCAAGAUCCCAAGAGAAGUCACCUCGAUACUAAGACUGAGAAGGAAGUCAUCUUACUAUAUGCCAUAUCCGAAUUGAAAAGGUCCCAUUAGCUUUUAUACCUCUCUCUAGAGGAGACAGAGGUCUGUGAUGCAGAGAAUACUAGAGCAGUUGGUGGAGAGACAGGCCAGUUAAUGUGAAUUAAUGCCCGACUCUCUUCAGAAUGCAUUUGUGUCUUUGCAGGACCAGCCUGGAAAUUUAAUCAGUUGAGUAGUAAAUUAGAUGUAAGACCAAUUCUAAACAAAAAAGACAAAAAUAAUAUAUACAUUUUUGGAGGCUAAAGGCCUUUUUUUCCUAGA